Cooperia oncophora is the source of this 1050-nucleotide messenger RNA. Lineage: Eukaryota; Metazoa; Nematoda; Chromadorea; Rhabditida; Trichostrongylidae. The record is from the annotation of a GenBank genome assembly.
AUGAGUUGGAGAACUCGCGUAGUUCUCCUACAAGACCUCACGAACCUCUUAUAUAGCAGUAGCCGAGGAAUGCGGAAGUAUCCAUUUCCGGUGACAUUUGAAAAUGUAAGAUUCCCUCCGAAUGGUGAGAUGAAGCUGCCAGCCAUGCCACCUGAGCCAUUCUAUGAUCUCGAUAAGGGCGAGAAGAAGUACAAGUCAACGAAGAGAAUGAUCGAAGCACGCGGCGUAGAGGAAGUUCACACAGAGCUUAUUCAUGAGCAAUUUGGCCUAGCUGCGAUUUCUGGAGGUUUCAUUUCCGCCGACGACUUCAAGUUUAUUCAGGAGCGUGUUAACAAAAAUCUUCGCGACAAACAGUUUGCCAUAUGGCGUGUCGAUCCACCUUGGUUACCUAGGACGAAGAAAGCUCAAGGUACUCGUCUUGGUGGUGGCAAAGGUAGUAUUCACCAUUACGUAACACCUGUGAAGGCGAAACGAAUCAUUUUAGAAGUCGGAGGCCAUAUUACAGAGAUUGAGGCGCAGGCGUUUUUGUUAUACCUCUGCGAACGAUUCUCAUUCCCAGUGGAGUUCGUGAGCGAACAGUUACUAGCGGAAAGGAGAGAAGCAGAGAGAGAAAUCGCUGAGCACAAUCAGAAUCCCUUUAAUUGGGAUCGUGUAAUAAAGUAUAAUAUGCAGAAUUGUUGUAGUUGGCUUUCACAUUAUGAUAUUCAAUGGAAAGGACGAUAUAGCUUUCUGCUAUUUAUCCCAGUCGUUUUUGAUUUCAGGCUGAUGGCAUACGGGGAUGACGACAUUUUGUCUCUUCCGUUUCGUCUGUUCGUGUUUAUUGUAGCAGGGUUACCGUUAUCCGCUCUCAUAAUAUGUGUACUAUUUUCCAUAUUACUGCAUUUCGAAGCAGCAACUAGAACUCACUGUGGAGUGGAGAACUGGUUGCCUUCGAUUUCUGCGGCUGUAUCAACCUAUGCUCCGGAAAUGUACAUAUGGCGAAUGUUCAUUGCUGUGCACGGUGGUCCUCGCUUGUUCGUUGCAUUCGCAUUUAGGUACGUUUGGGGUUGA